UUUUCAGUGGGACCGUCUCCAGUGCUGUCACGGCGGUGUGCAGGGCGCCACGCAGCUUUUUCCCCGCGGCGCUCUGGGAAUACUAACGGCUCUGUGAACGGAGCAGCUCAGCUCCCCGUUCCGGUACCGAGUCAUCUGUGCGACACAAAGACUGCGACGUAGGGCUUUUUUUUGUGUGUGUGAAAGAGAUUUGUCCCCCGUGGAAGUGCUGAGGAAACAAAACAAGAAAGAAAAGGUCUGCAGAGCGGUGCAGCUUAAGUCCUCUAACUCUGCAGGCUGCUCUUCUUGGUGGACUCCCACAGUCAGAAGACGAAAGCAUCUAAAGCCUGGGGGAAGUUAAUGAGAAGAUUCGAUCAGCUGGUACCUCACAUCUUCAUCUACUACGCCCUCUUAUCUCAGCUAUUGUCUUCCUCCAGCUUCAGAGUUGACUCAAGCACAUAGUACAGUGGUUGAAGUCCGCUGUCCACUGCCAUUACAAAUCUGAAGAAAGUCCCACAAUAAAGAAGACUGCAGACGCUCUUUGAAGGAGAACUUCAGAGGGGUUUUUGACCUCGGACAACCCACCAAUAGCUCCAACUUUAGAAGUCCGCCCUUCGUUAUGCCCCGCUAAGGCAAUUACCUGAGAGGGCGGGAUUUUCAGACCUACACAAGCUGUGGGUUGGGCGAUUCCGCUACGGACCAUGUUUCUCUGGUGAGGUCCUACCUUCUGCCAAAAUGAGGCAGAAGCCUGGAUCGCCCCCAAUAAUCCUGCCGGCUUUCGUGGCCCUCGCCUUGGUCACCGUUUUACCUCAGCUGUCCUCAGGAGUCAUGCCUUUCCCCCAAGACCUGGAACCCAUCCACACCGUGGGCAGAGAAGCCUCGUACCUGUAUCCCAGCUUCCGGGGUCUCAUGUCGGACAACAACACGGCUCGCCUGGGCCUGGACUUCCAGAGGAUGCUGAGGAUCAACCACAUGCUGUACAUCGCUGCUCGGGAUCACGUGUUCGCAAUCAAUCUGGCUUCUUCAUCGGAGCAGAUAAUCCCACAGCAGAAACUCACUUGGAAGACAAAGGAUGUGGAGAAGUGCACAGUGAGGGGCAAAAACAGCGAUGAAUGUUACAACUACAUCAAAGUGUUGGUGCCGCGCAACGACGAGACGCUGUUCGCCUGCGGCACAAACGCCUUCAACCCCACCUGCCGCAACUAUAAGAUGUUGACGCUUGAGCAGGAAGGGGAGGAGGUGGUGGGACAAGCUCGAUGCCCCUUUGAGUCCCGUCAGUCCAACGUGGGUCUCUUUGCAGGUGGUGAUUUUUAUUCGGCCACCAUGACUGACUUCUUGGCCAGUGAUGCAGUCAUUUACAGGAGUCUGGGAGAAAGCAGUCCUGUUUUACGUACUGUCAAGUACGACUCCAAAUGGUUGCGAGAGCCUCAUUUCCUGCAUGCCAUUGAGUACGGGAACUACGUGUACUUUUUCUUCAGUGAGAUUGCAGUGGAGUACACGACUCUUGGCAAGGUGGUUUUCUCCCGGGUCGCGCGGGUUUGCAAGAACGACAACGGGGGUUCCCCGCGGGUGCUGGAGCGAUACUGGACGUCGUUCCUCAAAGCCCGGCUCAACUGCUCGGUUCCCGGGGACUCCUUCUUCUACUUCGAUGUUCUGCAGUCGCUGACCAACGUGCUGCAGAUCAACCACCGGCCGGCUGUGCUUGGAGUCUUCUCCACGCAGGCCAACAGCAUCACUGGCUCUGCAGUCUGUGCUUUCUACAUGGAUGACAUAGAGAAGGCCUUCAACGGCAAAUUCAAAGAGCAGAGGAACAGCGAGUCGGCAUGGACGCCGGUUCCAGAGGAACAGGUCCCAAAACCAAGGCCCGGCAGCUGUGCGGGCGAAGGCUCCGCCGCCGCCUACAAGACGUCCACCGCUUUUCCCGACGAGACUCUGACUUUUAUCAAGUCAUAUCCUCUGAUGGACGAGUCCAUACCAUCCGUCAACGACAAACCCUUCUUCACCCGCACUACCAGCAGGUUCAAGCUGACCCAGAUAGCAGUGGAUACUUCCGCCGGGCCCUACAAGAACCACACGGUGGUAUUCCUGGGUUCAGAUAACGGCCAUGUGCUGAAGAUCCUGGCCAGCACAGAGGGAGCCAACGCCUCCUUCAGUACCCAACUACUGGAGGACAUCGACGUCUACAACCCUAACAAAUGCAACAUUCACGGAGAGAACAGGAGGGUUCUGGGUCUCGAGCUGGACCGGGAUCAUCACGCGCUGUUUGUGGCGUUCUCCAGCUGCGUGAUCCGUGUUCCUCUCAGUCGCUGCUCGGAGUACGGAAACUGCAAAAAAAGCUGUUUGUCUUCUCGGGAUCCGUACUGCGUUUGGCUCAAGUCAGGCAGCUGUGUCACCGUUUCACCUGGUUUCAGAGGAGCAUUUGAGCAGGAUGUGGAGAACGGGUACGAUCUGCAUCCAGAUGUCUGUCACGAUCUCCUGGCAACCACUCGCAGGGAAAACACAGCACUGGAUUCAGCGUUUGGAAAGACCACACCCACAAGCGCCAGCACAACCCAUCAGGGGGCCGCGUUCCCAAAGGAGGCAGGUGACUCUGAAAGAGGUACAGGUCCUGAUCGCCCUCCCCCUGUGGGGGAACAAGGGUCACCUGACUCAGAGCCAAUCAGUGUGGAGAUGGAGGGUGUGAGACGACCUCCAGAGCUGGAGCGGGCCAACCACAGUGUCCAUUACACCCUCCUGAUUGCUUGUGUUUUGGUGGCCUUUGUCCUCGGGGCUGUCGUAUCUGGCUUUUUGGUUUCAUGCUAUUGUAACUACACGGGCCACAAGACCAAGAAGUUGCCAAAAGAUCCUGAAGCUCCAAUCCCACAUGCUCUGUCACUCCGCAGUUUGGCCAAGCUUAAUGGCCUCUUAGACAGCCAGAGCAAGGAAGACAAGCUGGAAGUAUCAUCUCCAAAGAUCUACAACUCUUUUUUUACCAACAGCAAGGAGCACCACCCACAAAGGAGAAAUGGGCAUCAUGGAAUGACGAUGGGGGACCUGGUCCACCCCCACCAUCACCACGUGCACCACUCUUCAGAGCUUUCUGGUUUGCCAACGCCAGACUCAACUCCAGAGUUACCCAUUAAAAGCAUGAAAGCCUUUAAAAACCAGUGGGAAAAGAACCAGAACUGCAACAACGCCAAAGAGCCAAAGUCACACAUUAGCUCUAGACCAAGUUCAAGCCUUCUCCACCAACAGGUCUUCCCCUACUCACAUGGUCUGUCAAAUGGACAGCCAGUAGCCGGUCUUCUACAUCCAGAGGAGCGCAAAAUCCACAAUUCAGAGCGCGUCUUAUCUCAACCUUACCCUGGUUACCCUCAGAAUGUGAUGGAAGUGACUUCUCUGGAUGAGCUCCUAAAACACAUCCAUGAAGCAAGCGGUAGCAAGCACGCCCAGUUGAUGAGUCCAUCGGGACUGAUGGCCAGCACUGGUGGAGGACAGCUGGCUUUCGCCAACAGAGUUCAACCUCAGAUUCCAGAGACAGAAUCGGCUCCCUACUACAGCUCCUCCACGUUACCCCGGGACAGUCUGACCCGUCGCAUGGAUGUUCCUCCUGACAUCCCCCAACACCAUCAGUCUACCCUGGAGAGGAGGCACUCUUCCCAGCGGCACUCACUGAUUGCCGCAGCCACUAAAAUGCCCAGUGUAGGCGCAGUAGGAGGGGCAGGAGGAAUGAUCCCCCGCCAGCACAGUUUCAGCCAACGAAAUGGUGGCCCCCAUCAGCCCCCAAUUUUGGCUAGAAUGAACUCAACAGGCAGCACUUGUGAGGUUCACUAUCCUCUCAUCCCCAGUGGGUACCUACAACGUCAACACAGCUACAAUGGAGAGCAACAGGAAGUCCAACACAGGGGGGCCAUUAUCCGCCGAGCGUCAUCUCUCAAGCCUGAUGUCCCUCCUAAGCCUUUGUUCAUACCUGCCACAUCCCCAGUCAAUGAACAAGGAAAGUACAACUACUGAGGGGUGCACUCAUGGACUUGAGGGAGUUGCCCUCAUGGUGUCAUCUUUAAGGAACUUUCCUUGUAAGAAACUGUUUUGAGGUUCACUACUUGACUUUCAGAUGAAAACACAACCAACUUGUGUGACAUCCAGUCUCACUGUGGACAGAAGCCUCAACCAAACUUUUUUUUUCUGUUGUUUUUGUCCGACAAAUAUCUUUGUACCAUAUUGGUAUUGUUCAGCGACUUGCUUAAUAACAAACUGCUGACUUGGAUGGCGUGAUGCCACCUCCUAAUACAAGGCUGCCAAUGUCCUCAAUGUGGAUUUACAAUGCAAGCUGAUGUUGGACAAAAUCUGACUCAUCGGUCAACUUGAAGACUUGGAAGCUGAAGCCUCCUGCACCUCUUCGCAUCAUGCUUUUUGCUUAAUCUUUUCCGAUGUAGUGUUUGUAUUCAGUCACCACCAAUCCCUCCCUUGAAUGUGUUUAUAUUAUGCAUGUGUGUGUAUAUACAUGUGUGUUUUUAUCCACACCGUAUAUGUAUACAUAUACAUAUGCAGUAUGUGUAGCCUGUGGUGAAAGUCAACAAUUCCCCUGAAAGUAGUUAUGUCUUUGCCUUACUAUACUCUUUCACCUUUGGGGAUGUCAAGCAAUCCCAAAGAAACAUCACACCAACACCAUCCGAGCAGUUUCUCUGACUAACAACAUUUAGUUCUGGUUGACACAACAAAGGGGAUACUUCAAGAACAUAGCUAAACUUGCCUUUUCUCAACUCCGUUCUUUCCUCUCCUCUCAACCCAAACCAGGCUGUAAAUGACUUACUUGGUUACAUUGAAGUUCCUCCAGAGUAGUUCUGUUCGACUGGUGCUUCACAAAAUGAGCGGGUCUGACAUAUUCAGAGAUGUUUUGGACCCAAUGAGGAAACCAUAGACCUGAAGUCAAGGAUAUGAACAGGAAACAUAACAGACUGCAGUUGUUACAAUUAAUUUUGUGAUUAUUGGUUGUAAAUAAAAGAAUAAGUACUAGCCAAAUUUUAACUGUAUGUGUAAAUGUGUGCCUUAUUUAAUAAUAGUGUGUGACAUGGGGGCAGUGCAAGGGGCUCAGAUGGCCACUAUGCUACAGUAUAUUGUAGGUGUUCAACUCUCUAAUUGUUAGUAUGUGUCAACCAGUAUUGCAUAUUGGAAGAGUUUUAUUCCAGAAUAACUGUUUUUUUAAUACAUAUUUUGGAUAUUUUUCCCCAUACGAAAAAUAAGAAACGAUAAUAUUUUAUGUCUUGUUGAAUGUAUAGGUACAUUUAUUUUUACAAAUGUUCUACUUUUAAUUAAAGAGCAUUAAAUACAAUUUUGAAAAAAAAUACAUCUCUACAGCAGAACUGCCCAAACCUGGUUCUGGAGAUCUAUCGACCUGCUUGUUAUUUUGUUUUAUCCUGCCCCACUCGCCGUUGAUUAGACUACAGUCACAUAUCCCAAAAUACCACUGCGCUGCAACCUAAAUUUUCUAAAGUUUUCAGCAAAUUCUGCAGGUGGCCGCGCAGUGGCAUCUGUGAUCAGGAGGUGGCAGUCGUAUUUUUACACGCCACACGGCAGCCGCAAGGUCUUAAGAAAAAGUGCACAUUAAACGGCAACUGGAUGAGAUUUUUCACAAUGGUCAGUGGCCGCCCAGGCACAUUUGGAGGUCGCUCGUUGCCAGUCCAGUGACCGCGUGGUAGAAAGGCAGCAUCAUGAGAAUUGAUUGAUAGGAGGGUCUCCAAGGUCCCGGAAAAUUGUAUGAUGAUCGACUAAUUUCAGACUGCCAUCCCCCGACCUACAGUGAUUGACCUUUUGAUUGUUUGAAAUCGUAUGGGAGCAGCUGUUGACGAAUGGGGAGACAGCAUUGAUGCUACACAAAACUCAUCAUGGCGAUAUCCCCACAGCGACUCAGGGACCUGCGUCUCAACGAAUUGCGAUUGAUGCUGAGAAGAAUACGAAGACAAAACAUUGUGCUUGCUGCAUAGAAGAAAAGCAAUGCACACAAGAAGGGCAAAGUUGAAGAAGUUGUUGGAUGAGGCCGUGGUUGCAGCACACUGUUUUGAUUGGACAGUAAAAAUAUGCUUUAUAUAGCCUCAGGCUACCAGCCGACUGGCAGCUGGUUGCACUUGAAUUGGACAGCCGCCGUCCGGAGACAUUUACACAUCGUCUAAUCAUAGCUGCUGCCAGCCAGCUACUCAGCUGACACUACCCUGUGGCCGCCCGAUUUUUCCUAAUGCCAUCGAUAUUUAUGACCACGCUUCCCCAUCGUGCAGUGGCACUUGUAUUUGUGACCUUGGCAUUAGCUGCAUCAGACUGCUCUAGAUUGUAAUUGGGUGAAUACAGAUGUGUAACCCUUGUGCUAUCCUAGGUACUUUAACAUUGGGAGUUGGGUCAUCUAGAGCCCACAAGACAGUGCACUGAACUUUUUUUCUUCAAUGAGUUGUGAUCUUCACUGGUGUCCAUGGAUUACAUGAAAUCCUCUUCACCUUUAUCCACCUUUGUCAUGGUAGGGAGAACAUGUCAAUGUAAACAUGGGGUCAUCUAAGAUAGCGCAAGGGUUAAGGUCCCAUUGGAAAACCAGCAGGUGGAUGGCAGAUCCUAUGGACAAGGGUUGAACUGAAUUUACUGGUAAAGAUAUAGAUGAUCCAUGUUUUGGAAUAAAACUCUUCAUUGGAUUUUUUUUCCUUUUCAUCCCAAGAGUGUGAACCUUCAAAUGUUUUGGGAUAGCUUUGGCAAAAGCUUGUGCACAGCCUGAGACUACAAGCAUUCAGAAAUUUCCCUUUAAUUUCUAUUGUUCCUUCUUUUUUUUCCCAAAGAAUUCACAAGUCCUCUAAGCCUAUAAUCGGUAGAUCCAUAACUAAUGCAGAAUAGACCUCUUACCUUGGAGAAAAAGGAAAUUCUAAGGAAAUUGAUUUCUGGUUGUUUGGUUCUCCUUCAGUUCUUACUCGUGUAGGUUCAGACCGUCUUCUGACACCGAGUGUCCACUUUCCAAACAAGAGAGGAAACGUGAGAAGUGCAAUGAACUGUCGUUCCUUGGAUCGAUUCUUGGUAUGGUGGCUCCAAAUCCAAAUGUUUCUGUCUUCUGAGGGUUUCCCUCAGGGAUGUCAAUGCCAGCCACUUCUCUCUCUGACACAUUAUCUCGUAAAAACCCGUCUCUGUUGUGCUUUCAGAAGAGUCUCUUUGGCUGCAGUUGCUUGGAACCGUGAUCAAUUCUGUGAAAACAGCUUAGCAUUGUUUACCGUAGCUGAAAAUGAUAUUUGGCCAAAAUCUCCCAGAGCUCAUUCGAUCUGCUAUAACAUUUACUGCUCAUAUUUUUCAGGGUUUAAAUAAGGACAACUGUGGAAGAUCCCAGUGUUUGGUCUGAAAGAAAGAAAUAACAUCUGGGUGUCAACAGCAUUAAAUCAUUUUUCACAUCCGACUUGAUUAAAAAUUGGGGGAUGACAAUAUUUUAAAAGAUGAAUUGUGGGGGCUGUAGUUAUAAAGUGGACUGUUUUUUUGUUUUCCUUAAUCUGCCGGUCACAGAUUAAAUGGAAUCAGGGAGUGAAGUUUCCCUCUAUAAGCUCAGUAUGUCAGGAUUUGAUUUGGUGUAAAUACAUUCUCUUUGGAUGGUGUUUCAUUGAUUAUUAUAUCAUUUUUCUCUUUGAUUUCCAGGAUUUACCUUGACUUACUAUGAAUUUGGUCUCAGAGUACCAUUGUAUGUCUCUUAUACUAGGAAUAAAUACAAUUUAAAAACCUGAA
Messenger RNA from Oryzias latipes (Japanese medaka), 7695 nucleotides. The record is from RefSeq and is a predicted model, not a curated record. NCBI's taxonomy places the organism in Eukaryota, Metazoa, Chordata, Actinopteri, Beloniformes, Adrianichthyidae.